Gambusia affinis (western mosquitofish) is the source of this 3804-nucleotide messenger RNA. It is a transcript of the gene niban1a, whose product is annotated as niban apoptosis regulator 1a. NCBI's taxonomy places the organism in Eukaryota, Metazoa, Chordata, Actinopteri, Cyprinodontiformes, Poeciliidae. Bases 126 to 2822 code for a protein of 898 amino acids. The transcript has 14 exons. The record is from RefSeq and is a predicted model, not a curated record.
AGGAGGAGGAGGAGGAGGAGCCGCCCUCCUCUUCCUCUCCGCAGAGCCGCUGAUCCAGUUCGCACCUGCGGCCUGAGUCGAGCUGUGGUUCCGGCAGCAGCAGCAGCAGCAGCAGCAGCAGCAGCAUGGGGGUCUCCGCGUCCAGCCUGCUGGAUGAAGCCAAGUCCGCCAACAUCAGAGGCCAGGCGCAGGCCGAGCUGAACGACUUCGCUCCGUACUACAGGAAGCAGUACUCUGUGGCCCGUUUCGGCCAGGUGGAGGACGAACUGGAACAGAACCAACAGCAGAUCACUCAGCUGCUCAGGCAGAAGGAGGCGCCAGAGGAAGCCAUCGUCCUCUACGAAGACUCCGUGUGGUACUUCGAUGACAACAGGAAGUGGAGGGAGCGGUACGUCGUGGUGAGAGCCAACUACUGCCUGGAGUGUCAUGAGAGCCUGCAGUCUUAUGUUAAAGGAGCCAACGCGUUUUACAAGCUGCUGCCUACAGGGGGCACUGUUCUGACCCAGGAGGAGAAGUACAUGGAGAUGGUGGACAAAUGCUACCCUGAUGACAGCAACGUGAAGGAGGAAUUCGCUCCUCCUCUGUUGGGGAUGCCGGGUCAAUUCCCGGUCUACCUGCGCCUGCCCUACAGGAAGGAUUCCUACUUCUGCUUCAAGCAGGAGGCCAAGCAGGCCGCCUUCAUCUCCUUCCUGUCGGACUGCAUCAAGCACCAGAACCAAGACUUCCAGAAGAAGAAGACGUGUGAAGUCCAGGCGUUCCUGAAGGCCAUCCAGCUGUUCCGGCAGGACCGGGGCGAGUACGAGGCCUGGGGCAUGCUGAUCGGCAGCGACGUGCGGGUGAUGGCCAACCUGGUGAUGGAGAAGCUGCUGCCGUCGCUGGGGAAGGACCUGCUGCCUCGCCUCAAAGCCAGGAAGACCGACAGGAAGAAGACCUGGUUCAUCACGAUGGAGGCGGCCUACAUCCUGGUCCAGGAGCAUCUGCUGGAGGGCCUGGCGGCUCUGAAGGAGGAGUGCAAGGUGUCCGUCCGGCAGCAGGAGGUUCUGAUGCACUCCGACAUGGACCAGAUCCUCAACACCAGGCGGCAGCUGGAGGAGAAGAUCCGAGCCAAGGUCUCUGCGCCGGCGGAGCAGCUGUGCUCCGAGUCCGUCCAGCCCUUCCUGGGCUCGGUUCUGGAGGAGCUGAUGGAGCCGAUCAGCUCCGGCUUCAUGGACGGCCGGCAGCUGAUGGAGACCAAGAUGGACGAGGUGUGCCGGGCCGUCCUGCAGGGAGCCGACAACGAGGAGCUGAAACAGGCUUUGGGUGAGAUGGCGAGACCGAACCUGCUGGACUGCUGCCUGAAGAUCAGCUCCCUGCAGGACAAACUGAAGCACCUGCAGGAGCGCUUUGGGUUCAGCACCAUGACGGCGGUGAUCCACGGCGCUCAGAUCGACCUGCAGCAGCUGAUGGAGAACGCGGCGUACACCCUGGAGCUGAUGCUGAAGAAAGCCAUGGAGGACAACCCGGAAACGGCCGGCGCCGUCAUGGACAAGGCCAAGCACAGGAUCCUGAAGCAAUUUGACUACGACAGCAGCACGGUGAGGAAGAAGAUCUUCCAGGAGGCCCUGGUCUCCAUCAUGCUGCCCUUCAUCAAGAAGAACCUGGUUGAGUCCUGCAAACCCGAGCUCCAAAGUCUGGAACAGACCAUCUACGGUGACUAUGCCAACUUCAUCCACGUGGAGAACGUCUAUGAGAACAUCCUUCUGCAGAUCCUGGACAAGGAGGUCUCUAAGGUGGUGAAGGAAGCCGCCAGCCAGCAUAAACACAACCUGUUCAAAGAAAGCAGCCAAGGCAGCCUGUCCUCCGUCUCCACGCCCAGCAGCCCCGCCCCGGCUCUGGCCUCCUCCGUCAGAUCCCCGUCCCAGACUCCUCCGUCUCCCCUGGCCGUCAACGGGCUGCCCCCCAGUCCCACAAAGGGGGAGGAGCCAAAUAUGGAGAAAGUAGGAGAAGAAGUCCUGCAGGCAGCCGAGACACUGCUGAUGGAGGUGGAACCUCCGGCUGUUUCUCCAGAACCUCUGGCUGUUUCUCCAGAACCUCUGGCUGCUUCUCCAGAACCUCUGGCUGAUUCUCCAGAACCUCCGGCUGAUUCUCCAGAACCUCCGGCUGCUUCUCCAGAAGUUUCAACUGCUGUAGAGCCUCCAGCUCCAGAACCUUCUUCUCCAGAACCUCUGGCUACAGUUGCAGAACCUCUGGUAACUGUAGAGCCUCCAGUUCCAGAACCUUCCAUUGUUUCAGAAGCUCCAACUCUGGUCCAAACCGAUGAGCCCGUGAAUCUUCCAGCAGAAGAAACCGGGUCCCAGGCUGCAGCCGCCAGCCAGCAGCCAUCAGCCUUGCUAGCGGCUCCCCCUGGUGGUGAAGAAGCAGAAGACGUCAGCCUGAAGCUGCAGCUGAAGACGGAGGACGCAGAGUCCCUUUCCGCCUCGGAUCCCAACUCCCUGGCCGUCUCGGUGAGAAGUGACUCUCCACUGUCCGACCUGGAGUCCACAGGAGGAAUCUCAGAAACCUCGGAGCUCCUGGAGGUCCAGUCAGCGCUGAGCCCAGAGGAGACAUCCGAGGACCAAACCUCAGUGGGAGAACCGUCCAUCCAGGCUCAGACCGGAGAAGUGGAGGCUGGAGCCGGAGCCACGGCGGAGAGUCCAGCAGAACCGCACGGAGCUGCGUUCUCCCCGCUGGCCGGGAACGUUCCCGGCGAGCCCGACGUCCAGCCGCCGGACUGCGUGAAGGAGAUCCGCAACCUGCUGACGGAGGUGGAGGAGUCGAUGUAUUGCUAUCCCAAAGAGGAAUGAACUGAUGGAGGGGGCAUCCAGAACCAGAACCGUCUUAAACUCCUGCAUGAAGAUAUAAUAACUUAUUUAAACAAAUCAUUUAUCAGGUUUUAGCUGGAAGCUACUUUAGGAACUUUUUAUGCUGGAAGCUUUUCCAAACUGUUUGGCUUCAUCAAAAAUUUCAGAUUCUGAAACUCAGUUUUUUCUUUCAAGAAUUGCUGAUUUUCUUUCAUCCAAUGUUUGACUUUUUAAACCAGACAGUUUCUAGAAAAAACAAGAAUAUUUCUGUUGGAAAUUUAGAGAUUUUUCUCAUAUUUGUGAGAUUAAUUUUAAGAUUCAUUUUUCUUUGUAGCAAAGUUUAAACUCUUCAAAUUCAGUUAUUUUUCCUACUAAAUUAAUCUCAAAAUGUGAGUUUUGUCAGGAAUGUGCUCCCUUACUGCCGUCGUUCCAGCAGCUGACCAGAACCAAGAAAUGUUCAAACUCACCCAGAACCAGGUUCCUGCUAUUCCCACUGAAUAAGUUGAUCAGAUUUAGAUCCGAAUCCCAGCAGGAACUGAAUUCCUGUUUCACCAGAACCGUCUGGUUCAGGUGCAGCAUUCUGGGACCAGCUGGUUCUGCUCCGUGGAUGAACUGGAGUUAGUGGGAAUUUAAAACACGUGGUGCCUUCGCUGUCCCUCCUGUGGCCUUAGAGGGCGCUGCCUGGAGGCUGUUGCCAUGGAGACGAGUAUGGGCAGCUUCCUCACCAAAGUGCCUGUAUCGGACCGGUUCUGUUCUCCCAGUAAACAAACGCAGCAGGACGAUGUCUCAGUUCUUAUUUCUCAUUUUUUGCAUCAGAUUUUACGUUCAGAUGAACUGAAACUCUGCAGUCACUGAAAAAACGGUGCAGUUUAGAUUCAGCGGGAUUCUGUUGGGUUGGGUCAGAACCAGAACAUCCUGGUCCUCCUGGUUCCUGAACCAACAGACAUCUGUAUUAAAGUUUAACAAUAAAAGCAUGAAGGUUUCA